GAUUAAAAACAGCGUUUCGAAUCUUCAGGAAAAAGGGUUGAGUUACCUCUCGCGAGAAAUGCUCUACUGUUGGCAGAUUUGAAAACAAAAGAUGGGUGGAUUAAUUGUGACUCAGGAUUAUGUCACGAACCUUCAAGGAGAUGUCCCCAAUGUUUAGAAGGAGAUGUCUCCCUCUGUGAAGAGUGGGCAAGAGCGUCUCUUCAGAUUUCUGAAAGUGAAACCUGUGUAAUAAAUGCCAUUAAUUUAGAAAACCAAGAUGGCGUGGCUUGGAAAGGCUUGACACAGACCCCAGAAUCUUGGAGGAAAGCCCCCGUAAUGACCGAGCCCCAGAGUUCUCAGGGAAGAUGGAAGAGAAUUCAUAUGGAAGAGAAAUCCUGUGGGUGUGCUUGGUGUGAAGACAGCUGCCAUGGGACCUCACGUGAUGGAGAUGAUUCCCAAGAAUGUAAAGGAGAGGGACCUUAUGCAUACACUGCCUGUGGGGAAAACUCGGUUAUGAAGUCAACCGUCCAACAGCAGAAUGUGGUCCACGCAGUCCCAGAGCCUUUGAGAUGUACUAACCAUGGAGCGGGCUUCACAGAGGAUGCGAAUCCUUAUGGUCGUCACGGCGCUCAUAGAGGAGAAAAAUCUCAUAAAUGGGAUGCGUGUGGAGGGGACUUUAGUCUGAGCUCAGUUGUUAUUGCUCAUUAUCCAACACCCUCAGAUGCAAAAGCGUAUGAAUGUCAAGAGAGGGCUAAGGACCCCAGACAGAGUUCAGACCUUCCCAGAUAUCAGAAGGGGCCCUUGGGAGACAAGCCCUAACCAUGCAUUAAGUGUGGUAAGGGCUUCAGGCGCAGCUCCUCUCUUCGCAACCAUCACUGCGUCCACACCGGGGAGACUCCCUACAGAUGUGAGGCGUGUGGGAAGGGGUUUGGGUUCAGGUCCCUUCUUUGUAUUCACCAAGGCGUGCACACAGGGAAGAAGCCCUAUAAAUGUGAGGAGUGUGGGAGGGGCUUCAAUCAGAGCUCCAAUCUGCUCGUCCAUCACCGGCUCCACACCGGGGAGAAGCCUUACAAAUGCGGCGAGUGUGGGAAAGGCUUCAGCUCGAGCCCCAUUCUUCACGUCCACCGGAGGUCGCACACAGGCGAGAAUCCUUACAGGUGUGGCAAGUGUGGCAAAGGCUUCAGCCAGAGCACCCACCUUCACAUUCACCAGAGGGUCCACACAGGGGAGAAGCGCUACAUGUGCGGCGUGUGUGGGAAGGCGUUUGCAUACCGUUCAGUCCUCCAAACUCAUCAGAGAGUUCACACAGGAGAAAAACCGUACGCGUGUGAAGUGUGUGGGAAGGGCUUCAGUUAUAGCUCCUAUUUUCACUUACACCAAAGAGAUCACACCAGAGAGAAACUGUAUCGAUGUGACGAGUGUGGCAAAGGCUUCAGACAGAGCUCAGAUCUUCACGUCCACCUCUGAGUGCACAUGGGAGAGAGGCCCUAUAAGUGUGGAGACUGCGGGAGGGGCUUCAGCCGCAACUCGUAUCUUCUCGCUCAUCAGAGAGUGCACACGGGCGAGAUGGAAUAUCCGGGUCGUGAGCAUGGCGAGGGUUUUAGUGAUAGCGCAGAGCUUCUUGCUCAUCAAAGACUGCUCCAAAGGACGGAAGCAUUAUGAAGGGAGGAAGUCAGGGUUCCAUCAGGAAAACAGAAGCUGCUCUCUGUCCUCCAGGUGACAGAGGCUUCCUCGGCCAUUGGGAGGGCCGGGGGAGGGACGCACAGGGACACUGCCACCCGCCAUGUCAGCCCACAGCACGGAAGCAGGUGGUUCUCCAACAUUCCAAGAAACUACUGUGGAUCUCGAGAACUUCGGCAAAGCUGCCAUCAACCGUCGUGUGCUCCGGUGGCAAAGUAAGUGAUUCUUGACAAAUGGACGGUUUGUGGCAAUGGCAGUAGUUCGAGGUCAAAUUUCCAUGAGUGGGCAUGCCCCGGAAGGAGAUCCUAGUUGGGAUGAGUAGGACCUCAGUCCACCCAAAGGCUUUAGUUGUCUAUUUUUGGAGAGUCUCUGCUAGAAAGAUAUUCUCUGUAUAAAGAACAUUCGAAAGUGUGCUCAGCAAUGAAACCCAUGUGAUUCACAUGGUGGGAAUAUUAGCCCACACUCAGGUUUCCAGGUCCAUUAGAUGCUCUAAACGGGAGAGAAGCUCUAUAGAAGUGACAAUUUAAGGGUGUGGCAGAGACACUGCUGUGUGUUCCUCACACGGGUUCUGUUUGCUGUGCCCAUAGGAAGACUCCAUUUCGCAGCGACCCUUGCCUUAAGAGUGGGUCCACUUGAGUGAGUUCCAACCAAUGGCAGGUGAGCAAAAGUGAUAGGAGCCACCUCCAGGCCUGGCCCUUAGGAACAUCUCGUGACGCCCUCCUGGCUUCUCUUUCCUGUCACAGUGACCUGGAGGCUGUUUGUUCCAGACUGGAUUGAUGGAAGGUGCAUUCUCCCCUGUGUUGGACUUUUUUUUUUUUUUUUUUUGAGUAAGAAAUAAACGUUUAUUGUGUUACACUCCAGAGAUUUGGGCGGUUUAUCUGUUCCUAGCAUCGCAAAGGCUAAACUGACUAGUACAGAGGGAGAUAACAGCAACAUUUCACAGUCACUGGAGUCCGCAUAAGAAAGCAACGUUGCAAUUCAGAGUUCAAAACUUUUCACCUUUAAGGCUCUGUGUGGCAGUGCAGCCACCUAAAGUGAUGUGGAGAAGACUUCUUCAGGAAGAAUCUUCAUUCUUUGUGUGUACAUAAAAGAGAAACGUUCCCGGUGAUGUGCAUUGAGUAAAAUUUUACCAAAAGUGCAAUCUUUAGACAGAAGAAAUCCCGUGCAGCAGAGGAACUCGAUAAUGUGUAAUGGUGGGAAAGUUGGUGAGCUCACACCUUAAAGGCAAUAAAAAAAAUUAGCUAGAAUAGGUGUCCUGCUAGGAGUCUUAAUAAAGUUAAUUAAGUAAAACUAAUAUUUGCCAAAGUGAGUAACAAUUUUGUUGUUAGUGCUGUCAAGUGGAUCCCAACUCCUAGCGAUCCUGUGGACAGCAGAGUGGA
Equus caballus (horse) is the source of this 3038-nucleotide messenger RNA. RefSeq names its product zinc finger protein 285 (gene ZNF285). The record is from RefSeq and is a predicted model, not a curated record. NCBI's taxonomy places the organism in Eukaryota, Metazoa, Chordata, Mammalia, Perissodactyla, Equidae.